Acanthoscelides obtectus is the source of this 948-nucleotide messenger RNA. The record is from the annotation of a GenBank genome assembly. NCBI's taxonomy places the organism in Eukaryota, Metazoa, Arthropoda, Insecta, Coleoptera, Chrysomelidae.
AUGGUAUUCCUAUUCUUCGACGCUGAAUCCGAAUUUGUGGUUGAAAAGAUCCCUACACCCCUAGAGUUCACUCCAGACCCAGAAACUACCCCUAGGGAGGGUAGCGGCGAUGGUGUAGUGGUAGAUGCUACAUCAAAUACAUGGGAAUACCAUGCUACAGCAUCUGGCAUCGAAAAUUCAAUUUUCACCACUCUUAGGCUUUUAAGCUUAAUGACUCAUUCGAUCCUUCAUCACUACUCUGUCUGUAACUUGGACCAUACUCCCACUCCCAGGACUCCCCAGACACUUCUUGAAUCUCAGGCACCGGGAACUGAUCACUAUAAUGAUGAGCAUAAGCAGGGUACUGCUGGUAUUGAGGCACAUCAGUGUACUGCUGCUUAUCGUAACCUCCUUUUAGAAAGCUUUACACUUACCCAGGAAACUGUAGUAAACCAGGUUCUUGCAUUUCUCCCGAAGAGGACCUUGAUACAUCAGCUAGAUGUUGGUUUUGAACAACAUGUACAAGAACGUGUCUCUGCCGCAACAGGGUUGAGCCUGUCUUCCAUAAGGCGUGUAAAAAAAGAAGCGCAAAAUAUAAAAGAGCAUGUGACAGUUUCAUUCCCAAAACCAAAGAGAACAAACAUCAAAACUAAGGUGGCUCUCGAUGGUUUUGACCAAGGGCUGUUACGGAGAACGAUCAUCAACUACCUUAUAACAGAGAAGCGCAUACCUACCUUGCACUGUAUAUACAGAAAAAUGCGCGAUGUUGUCAAUUACAAAGGGUGUAAAGAAACACUACGCAAGGAAAUACACAAAUUGGCGAAAUAUAGAAAAGAAGGUCGCCCACAAGAGCCCGCUGUUGUUAGAGUUAUAGACGAAGUUGUUAUCGAUUUAAAUGAAGUUGACAGCGAUAGCGACUUUCUCGAGACCGAAACUGAAGAUGAAGAUGCCGAAGAACGGAGCGAUUAA